AUGUGGAUCAUCAAUACUCAUACCCUAAUUCUGGAAGAGUUCAUUGGUCUAAAUCGACCGCCUUUCGCCAUCCUAUCACAUACAUGGGACAAAGAUGAAGUGACUUUUCAAGAAUUCCGCAGCUCAACGCGAGAUUACUCACAAAGGCUCGGAGGCCAGAAGAUCCUCAACACUUGUGCCUUAGCUAGGAGCAGAGACUUCAACUACGUCUGGAUAGACUCGUGCUGUAUCGACAAGACCAACAGCGUUGAGCUUGCAGAAGCUAUCAAUUCUAUGUUUGAGUGGUAUGCCACUGCAGAAGAAUGCUACGUGUUCAUCCAAGACCUUGGUUCGGAGGCGCCCAUCGAGAGUCUUAAAAGGUCAAGGUGGUUCUCGCGGGGAUGGACAUUGCAGGAGCUGUUAGCACCAAAUAAGUUGAUCUUUUUCGACAGUGAUUGGCGACUGCGAGGUACCAAGCACGAUCUCUUAGGCUUGGUCAGUGAUGCUUCAGGAAUCAGUCAAGAGGUUCUUCGAGACAAGAGCCUUCUUUCAGAAAUCCCCGUUUCCCACAAGAUGUCAUGGGCGGCAUCACGUCAAACUACCCGACCCGAGGACAUCGCGUAUUGUCUAAUUGGUCUCUUCGACGUCAGAAUGGUCUUCAUUUAUGGAGAAGGUCGCAAGAAUGCCUUCUACCGACUACAAGAGAAGAUUAUCCAUCAGACAAACGAUAUGAGCAUAUUUUUAUGGCAUUCGCUGUCUGCUGAUAGGAAGUAUAGCGGGGUUCUGGCGUCAGGGCCUGAAGAGUUUGUACAUGGCUCGCGUUGUCGACAAGCACGCGGUGCGGUUGAUACUCCCGAGUAUGCAAUCACCAACAAGGGUAUUCGGAUAGAGAUCGGCCUGCAGUACACAUCAAGCGGAGACACCAUCAUGCCUCUACAUCACUCCUACGGAACUCACGCUAUGGUCGGUAUCUACUUGAAAGUAUAUGGGGGUGGGACAUAUGCCAGAGUGCGGCCUCACGAGCUGGCGCACCUUGACAGGGCGAUUCGCGGGCGGCCCGCACAGAGGUAUCUCAUCCCGAGCAUCUCUGCUGGCUCUGAGCCGAAGCUAGAUGCGACUCGGGAAAAUGCCUUUCUUUUCAAAUUCCCACUGGAAACCGAAUACUGGCAAUACGAAUCAACUAAUUCACCCACUUGGUGGGAUCGCGAUACACAGUCAUAUCUACGAGAUGGAAACACGUCAUUCACGGCAUGUCACUUCUUCCGAAGUGAUUGGCAUGACGUUACCCCAUAUCUGGACUUUGUAGUUGCUUUCGGUGUUACUGAUAGUGGUGAAGCUUGGGCCAUGAUCGAUGCCGGUUCGCUAUACGAUGCAGCUGUCAGUGGUCAAAUGCAUCUGGUCAAGGAACAAGCUGAGAAACAUAUGCGAGCGAACGAGAGUUCGUGUGUGACUAUUCACCGCUAUGGUCCACAACAGCUGGACAGAACAUGCACUUAUGAGGAUGGCAAUGAGGUAUGGAAGGAGACUCCUCGUCAAACCAUAUCGACAAUAUAUCUCAAAGUGUCGGUUUUGAUCAUGGCGCAGAAAACAGAUUACCAAAACAUCUUCCACUGGGCAGAGACCCAAAAAGACGGAUCCAUUCCCUCAUUUGCAACGAGGGACAAUGAUCCGUACGAGUAUCUCUCCGGAUUCAACAAUCAUCAUGAGUCCGAGGCUGUUCCUGGGACUAUUCCCAGAGGUCAGAACAACCCACGGGUUGUGAGAUUUGGACUCUACGCGGAGCAGAUGUCUGAUUCUUUUGGGGCGUCGAGAAAUGCAAACAGGAAUUCGUGGCUUUAUCGCUCGAGACCUGCUGUCGCUCAUCAGGGUUUUACGGAUAUGCCCAAGGUUGAGGGAACGGAGAGCUGCUUUUUGCCUCUGAACCCUGAAGUCAGAAUCUCUCCUACACAACUAGCAUGGCUCCCCUUCGACAUCUCCGAAGGAACAGACUUCGUCUCAGGCCUCCGCACAGUCGCAGGCUCCGGCGACCCGACCCUCCGCGAAGGCCUAGCAACUCACAUCUUCUCCGCCACCAAAAGCAUGGAGAAGCGCGCCUUCGUCAACUCAGAUGGUGACUUCCUGAUCAUCGCUCAACAAGGCGCCCUGGAUAUCCAAACCGAAUUCGGAAACCUUUACGUCCAGCCUGGCGAGAUCUGUGUCAUCCAGCGCGGUCAACGCUUCAAGGUCAAUGUCGAAGGACCAACAAGAGGCUACAUCCUUGAGAUUUGGGGCUCACACUACGAACUCCCUGAACUAGGACCUUUGGGGUCUAACGGCCUUGCUAACGCGAGAGACUUUAUGUAUCCCAAGGCUCGAUACAAUGUAACUCGGGAUGAUCCAUGGGAGAUCGUGUAUAAGCUUGGAGGCAAGUUCUUCAAGAGCACGCAGAACCAUUGUCCGUUUGAUGUCAUCGCUUGGCACGGAAACUACGUUCCUUACAAGUAUGAUCUUACCAAGUUCGUCAACGUUGGGUCUAUCUCUGUUGACCAUAUUGACCCUUCUAUCUUUUGUGUUCUUACUGCCAAGAGCAGAGAUGAGAAUGCUCCUUUGGCGGACUUUUUGAUCUUUUCGCCUAGGUGGGAUGUCGCGUCUCACACAUACCGUCCACCCUAUUAUCACCGCAAUGCGGCUUCGGAGUUGAUGGGAUUGAUCUAUGGAGAGUAUGCUGGACGGUCAGACGAGUUCCAGCCUGGAGGUAUUUCUUUUGAGUGUGGUUGGGUUCCUCAUGGAGUCGCAUAUGAGGAAUUCAAGGCUGCUUCAGCUCAGCCCCCACCAGAGAUGCAGAUCUCCAAGGGCGCCGUGGCUUUCAUGUUUGAAAGCUGCAGACAAUUGACCAUUACGGAUUGGGCAUGGAACAGCGACAAGAAGCAUGAACAUGAGCCUAAGAUGUGGGAUGAUUUGGUUGACAACUUCUCAUCUCAUAUGGAUGAGGUCAAGGAAAUCUUGAGCAAGAGCAAGAAAUAG
Molecule: messenger RNA, 2982 nt
Organism: Fusarium coffeatum
Lineage: Eukaryota; Fungi; Ascomycota; Sordariomycetes; Hypocreales; Nectriaceae
Exons: 5
Coding region: 1-2982 (993 amino acids)
Biological process (GO): L-phenylalanine catabolic process
Cellular component (GO): cytoplasm
Molecular function (GO): homogentisate 1,2-dioxygenase activity
Source: RefSeq, a predicted model, not a curated record